UGUGAUUUUAACACCGGACUGAGCUACUUCCGGGAGAGAAUGGGCGGGAUGAAAAAUCUGUGCCUAUGGCGGGUUUCGUUUUCUUGCUAAACAUUUCAUCCUUCAGCAGUCAACCGAGCCAGAAGCGUGAGGAGGCUGGGACAUCUCCGCUGUCGGAGCAAACCGUUCCAAGGUCCCCAAUGGCCACAGCUGUGAAUUUUAAAACUUAUGUAGAUCAGGCAUGUAGAGCUGCUGAAGAAUUUGUCAAUAUUUACUAUGAGACAAUGGAUAAAAGAAGACAUGCACUUACUAGGCUGUAUUUGGACAAGGCCACUCUGAUCUGGAACGGAAAUGUUGUAACAGGUGUGGAAGCCCUUGCUGAUUUUUUUGAGAUGCUACCUUCGAGCGAAUUCCAGAUCAAUAUGUUAGAUUGCCAACCAGUUCAUGAGAAAGCUACCCAGUCCCAGACUACAGUUCUUGUUGUGACCAGUGGGGCUGUGAAGUUUGAUGGAAACCAGCAGCACCUCUUCAACCAAAACUUCCUGCUGACCGCGCAGAGCACUCCUAACAGCAUUGUGUGGAAGAUCGCAAGUGAUUGCUUCCGCUUUCAGGAUUGGGCUAGUAUUUAAAGGAGCAAAAGCCCAUUCUAGUGGUCCAUUAGUUCCAGCAAGAGAAGUUGAAUGUGAAUUAAUAUGUUUCAUUGCAAAGUGUACUAUAAAGUAGUAUGUGCUAAAACUAAAUGUAUGUAAUAUUUUUUUAUUCCUAGCAGCACCUUUGCUAGACCAGCUGCCAGUUUGGAUUAUUGCCCUUAAGAGCUUUAAAGAUAGUUUUUUACCCGCCUUAUGCAUACGUUCUGCUACUGUCAUUCUCAAGGUAAUAUUAAACAUGAUCUAGGUACGAAAAUGCUCACUGUGAACCCAAUCUAUUGCACAAAUGGAAUCCUUUUGUAAUACUGUCUACGAGAUAGCACAACAAAGCUCUGUAGGAGGAAGUUAUUAGGAUAAUGUUUUUCAAUGAAGCACAUGCCUAUUUACGAUUAACACUGGCAAUGCAGUUUUAAUAUAUAAGUAUAGAUUUUGAAGUUAGUUCAACUUAGUUUUACAAUAGUGUUCUGAUGUAUUUGAAUUACAUGUACGUGUUUUAUGGUGCAUAUUGUCUUCUUAGAGUGACAUGUUUCCUUUUGAAUAAGGUCAUCAAAUAGAUGGGCAAAAAAUGUUCUUGGUUGAUACUUGAGUAUUGGGUGCAUUUAGUGGCAGUAACAAGUUUGAAACAUUCUUGACAGCUUCAAUUCACUAUAUUUAUGUGGUAAAUGGUAGUGAAAAUAAAAACUUUAGUGUGGAAUAUGGAGUGAAAAUGUAGAAAUCUAAGACUGAACCCAAAAAUGAGAGAGGUAAUCAAAUGGUCAAGUCAGUACUUGGUUUCCACCUCCUGCAAGUAUAACUUAGCUUUAGAAUUUGCAUCCUAGAGUCCCUAGGAAUUCUUGCCAAAUGUUCCUAAAUUUGCUUUUAUUCUAAGAAUUGGAUUUUUAGAUCUUUUUACUUCCCUUCAUACUUCUUUCCAGUAUUUAUCCUAAUUUAUUCAAGAGCUUAAGAGUAUGAGAUCAGCAGUAACUGCUGUCUCUGGACACCCUAAACUCCUUAAGUCUUCCAUAUCAACUUUUUUGCCCAAAGACUCCUGUGUAUUACCCACCAACCACAUGAAGUAUUUUCCCUUCUGGUUUGUGUACUGUCAACUGUAUUACCUAUUAUUUAAAAUUAAGUCUUUAAACUUAUUAUUUGUUUUUGUGUGGCACUGGUUAAAAAAAUAUUAAAACAUUUCUGCCUAUAGUUAAAAAAAAACAACCAGAAAACAGAGAAAAAUGUCUUCAUGAUAAACUUCAAAGGAAGAAUCUCAUCAACUUUAUGUCUUAGCUUCUGAAGACAGAAAAUAUAGCUUUUUAGGUUUUAGUUAAACUUUAAAACUCUUCACAAUUUUUAAAUAUUUAAGAUGAAUAUGCUAGUACAAUGAAAAUUAAAUUUUUAUCACUCAAUUUUAAAGCUAGUAAUUCACUUUGGCCCAAAAAUACACAUGGUACUAGUAACUAAUGUAUUAUUAAAGUUAAAUGAAAUAUGGGGGGAUGGAACUGAUAUUUAAAAGCAUGGCUUAUUUCAGUGUUUAUCAAAACUUAACAUUCUAGUCUAUUCAGAGUGCUCUUACUCUUAUUUUGAGUAUUUAUUGAGUACUUAUUUUUUUCUUGACUACAUCCUCAGCAGAAACAAUUAAAAUGCCCAAGUACUGAUCUUUUUAUUGGUGGAGAACAAUCUCAAAAAAUGUGUAUAAUUAGCAAUAACAGAACUGAACUGUUAUGAAUUACUAAAUCCAUACUCUAUAACUCCAUAAUCUGUAUGACUUUUAAAUGGCUGGAACUACUCAUAUAUGGACUAAAGUGUAUUUUUGACAUGUUCAUAUUUUUAUAACUUGAAAAAUAGAAUAAAAAUU
Acomys russatus (golden spiny mouse) is the source of this 2457-nucleotide messenger RNA. RefSeq names its product nuclear transport factor 2 like export factor 2 (gene Nxt2). The record is from RefSeq and is a predicted model, not a curated record. Gene Ontology annotation, cellular component: nuclear pore central transport channel. The transcript is spliced from 4 exons. The coding region runs from base 66 to 608 and encodes 180 amino acids. Gene Ontology annotation, biological process: protein import into nucleus. Lineage: Eukaryota; Metazoa; Chordata; Mammalia; Rodentia; Muridae.